AUGCAUGCUCGAAACAUUAUACACAGAGACUUGAAGCCGGAAAAUGUACUGCUUGACGAGGAGUUCCACAUCAUGAUAGCGGACUUUGGUUCGUCGCGUAUAGAUGUCAAGAAACAGGAUAUCCCUAGCCUUGAAGAGCCGGAUGAAGAUGAUUCCGAUUCCGAUGACCAGCCCGGACGGACUCGGCAGAAACGUGGCAGCUUCGUGGGCACAGCACAGUACGUUUCGCCGGAGAUUCUCAGAGGGAAAGCUUCAACCGAAUCGUCUGAUCUGUGGUCAUUUGGAUGCAUCCUGUAUCAGCUGGUCGCCGGGUAUACACCCUUCCAAGGGCCGAACGAUUAUCUGAUUUUCCAGAAAAUAAACAAUCUAGAGCUAGAAUUUCCGAGCGACUUCGACAAAGACGCUGAAGAUUUGAUCCGUAAGAUUCUCGUGCUGGAACCUCGGGGAAGAUUGGGUGCCAAGGAUGAGUCGCCUUACGAUAGCAUACGGGAGCACACACUUCUGGCCGGGAUAGAUUUUUCCACAAUGAGGGCAACGAGUGCACCAGUUUGUAAACAUGAUUCAACUGGCGACGUGGAACAGUUUCCGGAAAGCGCUGAACCUGGUUUAAACGACGCAGAAAUUACAAGAAUGCUUCGCCAGGAUUGGCUCAAAAUGGGAUCUCCUUCUACCAGUUCUUCAUCGGCGGAUCCCCGUAAGUAA
This is a messenger RNA of Ochlerotatus camptorhynchus, 702 nucleotides long. Its product is annotated as 3-phosphoinositide-dependent protein kinase 1-like. NCBI's taxonomy places the organism in Eukaryota, Metazoa, Arthropoda, Insecta, Diptera, Culicidae. Bases 1 to 702 code for a protein of 233 amino acids. Gene Ontology annotation, molecular function: ATP binding; protein kinase activity. Gene Ontology annotation, biological process: protein phosphorylation. The transcript has a single exon. The record is from RefSeq and is a predicted model, not a curated record. Gene Ontology annotation, cellular component: cytoplasm; nucleus.